AUGAGGAACGACGACUUCCGAUCACUCCUUUCCAGCAAUGCGAAUGGCGCCUCACCCUCAAGUCGACCCUCUGCGCUGGGGGAAAAGAAGAGCGCAUUCGUGGGAAUGACACCGCGGCCGGGAAAGGCUAUCGGCAGUAAGGAUUUUGCUCGACAAGUACGAGAACAGCAUGCUUCCUUACAACCUACCAAGAAAUUCAAGUCAGUUGCGCCGAAGGGCAGUAAGUUUGCUGCUGGAUAUACCGACCGAGCGAAAGCGCGACAGGAAGCAGAGGAUGCUGAGGAUGACAAGGCAAAGAGGAUCAAGGCGCUCGAGGAACAGGUGAAGCUUGGACAGCUGGAGCAGGCGACGUUUGAGGCUUUAAGGGAUGAGAUUACAGGAGGUGAUGUCUCCAGCACGCAUCUAGUAAAGGGUUUGGACAAAAAAUUAUUGGAGCGCGUGCGCAGAGGAGAGGAUGUAUUAGGUCUCGGCGGUGGGAAGAAGGAGGACGAUGGAUAUGCUUCACCCGACGUUGAUGACGAGCUAGAUCAAUUGGCUGAGAAAGAGGUCGAAACCGUACAGCGAGAGCAAGUUGAGAAGAAGGGCGUGAAGGCUCCGGCGCAAGUUGCUGGCAAGAAGCGCACACGGGACGAGAUCAUGGCGGAGCUAAAGGCACAGCGCAAAGCAGCCGCUGACGCGAAAGCAGCCUCUGUGCCGAGCUUGGACAGCAGAUGGCGCAGAGUGGGCGACCAGGUGAAGCCGAAGGUCGAGAUUGAUCAAAAGGGCAGAGAGGUGGUCACGAUCACGAAUGAAGACGGCACUGUGAAGAAGAUGGUUCGAAAAGCUCAGGCGGGUACAGAAUCAAAGGCUGCUAUGCCAGAUGUCAGCAGGCCGGUCUUGGGAGCAGAUGUUGUGGUUCCAGAGCAGAAGAAGAAUCCGGAGCCGGACGUGGAGUCUGACGAGGACAUCUUCGGAGGGGUGGGAACUGAAUACGAUCCGCUUGGUGGCAUGGAUGACGAGGACAAUAGCGGCAGCGACGACGAGACUGAGUCUACAAAACCCAAGGUGGCUACUUCACAGGAGAAGUCCAUCGAAAGGACAGAACGUCCCCAGGAGGACGAUGCCAACCAAAAGGCGACUGCCUCAGAACCAUCGAAAGCACAACGAAAUUACUUUGGCGAAAGUAAGAGCAAGGACGAGGAGCAAGAGCAAGACCGCUUCAAAGGAAUCGAGAACGUGCUCAAGAAGGCGUCACAGCUGGGCGCCGAACGAUCUGCUGCGGAUGAGGAUGUCGAGGAGGAUAAUGGUUCCGAGAGCAAAGAAGAGCGGCAAGCGCGUCUCGCGAAACGUGCAAAGAUGCUCGCGCGGCAAGAUCGCGACAUGGACGAUAUUGAUAUGGGCUUUGGCGAGAGUCGCUUUGAGGACGAAGCAGAUUUCGAGGACGCUAAAGUCAAGCUGUCGCAAUGGAAGGGUAAGGUCGGCGAAGACGAUGGCUGGGAUGAGGACGAGAAGAGCGGUAAGAAGGAGAAGAAACGAAAGCCCAAGAAGAGAAAGGGUGAUGCGAAUAAUAUGGACGACAUCAUGAGGGUGAUUGAGGGAAGGAAGCAAUGA
Messenger RNA from Pseudocercospora fijiensis CIRAD86, 1590 nucleotides. RefSeq lists its product as uncharacterized. The coding region runs from base 1 to 1590 and encodes 529 amino acids. Gene Ontology annotation, cellular component: nucleus. Gene Ontology annotation, biological process: mRNA splicing, via spliceosome. The record is from RefSeq and is a predicted model, not a curated record. The transcript has a single exon. Lineage: Eukaryota; Fungi; Ascomycota; Dothideomycetes; Mycosphaerellales; Mycosphaerellaceae.